Molecule: messenger RNA, 5258 nt
Organism: Hemibagrus wyckioides
Lineage: Eukaryota; Metazoa; Chordata; Actinopteri; Siluriformes; Bagridae
Gene: arhgap45a
Product: Rho GTPase activating protein 45a
Exons: 23
Coding region: 185-3508 (1107 amino acids)
Biological process (GO): activation of GTPase activity; signal transduction
Cellular component (GO): membrane
Molecular function (GO): GTPase activator activity
Source: RefSeq, a predicted model, not a curated record
ACUCUUGCACACACACACACACACACAGGAAAACGACUUGCGAGACAUGCACGCGCAACUGUCAAGGGCGCGCGAUUGACGUACCAGAGAAACGCCGUUAUAUUUUAUUUAGGAUAUGUGUGUAUAGUCAAACAAACUACACUGUUUGUUUCAGUAGCGCAGUAAAAGCUUUGUUUGUUUGGAAAUGUUUCGGAAGAGAAAGGAGCUUUCUAAAACGCCUUCGGUUUCAAAGAAGCCUCAGUCAGGAAAUCCUGGAGCUCACUGCACCUCGCUCUCGGUUCUUCAGGAGCAACCUUAUAGGGACACUACCAAUGGUACAUCAACGCUGGCAGUGCCGGAUCCCACAGUUCUGUCCUCAUGUCCCAGCACUCCCAACGUCCAUGCUAAGCUCAUGGCUUCACCCACUGCCAACUUGAAGCGCUCUACAGGACUCAGUCGCCAUGCCAGCGCCGCCGGGUUUCCUUUUCAGACUGCCGGAACCUGGGGCUUCAACAGGAACCAGUCAAAGUCCUCCGACAGCGGCGAGGGGGCUGCCAUCGACGUGGAGGACAUCCCGCCUUUACUGAGGGACGUGGCACGCUUCGCGGAGGCUGUGGAGAAGCUCAAGGAUGUGGUGCUGUGUGAAGAUAAGGAGUCCCGGAGAGCGGUAGCACACGAGUAUCUGGGGGAGGUGUUGCGUAUCCUGCGGCAGGUGAUCAGCACCUAUCCUUUACUCAACACCGUGGAAACACUCACCGCUGCCGGCCGACUCAUCUCACAAGUCAAAAGCUUCAGUUACGAAGGCAGCAAUGAGGCGCAGAAGAAGGACUUUGAAAAAGCCAUCGAGACCAUCGCAGUCGCCUUCAGCAGCAAUGUAUCUGAACUGCUGAUGGGCGAGGUAGACAGCAGCACCCUCCUGUCUCUGCCUCCCACAGAGAAGAGCAGGUCUAUGGAGAACUUGUGCGGACUGCCUAUGGGACAGGGUGUGGAUGGAGGGAACCGAUGCGACCAUGACGACUGUAUGAUGAGCCCCGAACAGGUGGAUAUCCUCCUGCAGCACAGUGAAGGAGGAGUGGACUCAGCUCUGGGCUACGCAAAGGCCAUCGCAAAAUACAUGAAAGACAUCAUCACCUACGUGGACAAGCGCAUCGUACUGGAGAUGGAGUUUGCUAAAGGUAUACAGAGGCUGUAUCAAUCGAGCAAGCAGAGCUUUACACAGACCCCCAUGCCAUUGCUGUCAAUCUAUUCUCUGGCUCUGGAGCAGGACUUGGAGCAGAGUACGGGUGUGCAGCAGUCCAUAAACUCUGUGCUCACACACUCCUUUCUACAGCCUCUGAUGCAGCGUAAACAGGAACAUGAGAAGAAACGUCGCGAGGUUAAAGAGCAGUGGCAGAGGGCCAAGAGGAAACUGGCAGAUGCCGAGAACAACCUGCGUAAGGCACGCCACUGGUACCUGACCCGCUGCGAGGAAUACGAAAAGGCACGGCUGGUGGCAAAUAAGGUGGAGGAAGAGCACAGCGGAACAGGAAGUGGCUCCACCCACAAGACUCUGGACAGGAAGAGACGACAUGAAGAGGAAGCUCGCAACAAGGCGGAGGAAGCUGAGGCCACAUACCGCACUUGCAUCGCUGAUGCCACCACUCAGCAGCAGGAGCUGGAGGACGUGAAGGUGAACGUGUUGAAACAGAUCCAGGACGUCAUCAGACAGAGUGACCAGAUACUGCGUGCAUGCACCAUAUCGUACUACCAGAUCCUGCACAUGCAGACGGCGCCGCUGCCCGUACAUUACCAGACACUGUGUGAGAGCUGUAAGCUGUACGAUCCCGGCCAGCAGUAUGCUGCACAUGUCAAAAACCUGCAGCUCAGCACGGAGCGCGUCACCGUCUUCCAGUUCGAACCCUACUCCGCCUCAGGCACACAUCAUCCUGCUCGCCCACAUCCUGAUAACAUCACUGAUGACCAGCAGCACGGAAACACAGAGACUCCACACACCAAUGAACUGGUGGUGUCUGCAGAAGGGGGCGUGGUCAAGACCAGAAGAGCAGAUCGAGCUCAUCAGGCUCAUAAGUCCUGGCCCUCCACUCUGAGUGACACAGAAAGUGUAGGAGGAGGAAGUGGACUGGGUUCUCCUACAACCAGCUCAGGAGACGUCUCAAAGGCCCUGAGACCGGUGUCAGCCGGAACCUUGUCUUCCAACGAGGACAUCGAUGAGCAAGAUGGCAAUGUGACAUCUUUUGAACAAAGUAUGAACGGGAUUGAACCAGAGAUGACCGUGUCCACUGGGCCGUUCCGCAAUGUGGGUCUGUCCAAAGCCGCCAAGACACAUCGGCUACGGAAACUCCGUGCUCCGUCCAAGUGCCGCGAGUGUGACAGUUACGUGUACUUUCAGGGAGCAGAGUGUGAGGAGUGUUUUCUGGCCUGCCAUAAGAAGUGUCUGGAGUCCCUGGCUAUCCAGUGUGGCCACAAAAAGCUGCAGGGCCGGUUACAGCUGUUCGGCCGAGAUUUCUCCCACGUGCCGCAGGGUGACUCGGAUGGAGUACCCUUCAUCAUCAAGAAGUGCAUCCAGGAGAUCGAGAAGAGAGCGCUCAGGAUGAAGGGAAUAUACCGUGUUAAUGGAGUGAAGACACGCGUGGAAAAGCUGUGUCAGGCGUUUGAGAACGGCAAAGAUCUGGUGGAACUUUCUCAAGCGUCUCCACACGAUAUCAGCAACGUACUCAAGCUCUACCUGCGACAGCUGCCAGAGCCCAUCAUGCCGUUCCGCAUGUAUAACAAGUUAAUGGGGCUGGCAAAGGAGAGUAUGUACACUGACGGUCCAGACAGAGGAGAAGGUUCGAAAGGCCCUGAGCUGCAGGAUCAGGGAGAGCAGACCGACCCCAAGGUGCUCAACCUGGUAGAGAAACUCAGAGAGCUGCUGAAAGAUCUCCCACCAGGCAACAUCGCCACGCUGAAAUACAUAGUACAACAUCUGCACAGAGUGGCUGAGUUGGAGGACGAUAACAAGAUGAGCUUCAGUAAUCUGGGCAUUGUGUUUGGGCCGACCCUGAUGAGACCCAAACCCACAGGUGCCACCGUUUCCCUCUCCUCCUUGGUAGACUACCCUCACCAGGCCCGCAUCGUCGAGGCCCUCAUUGUCUUCCAGGAUCAUAUCUUCACCUCUACAGUCUCCUGGACCACAUCCUCAUCCUCCUCGAACUUCACCAUCCAGGGCCAGGAGGGCACUGAUGGAGCUCAAGAGGUGGAGGAGGAGCAGAGCAGGUUGGCCUCAGAGCAUGACUGUGGUAACUCUCUGGGUUCAUCCGGCUCCCGCGAGCGCUCUCUGGACUCGGACUCUGACGGAGAGGACAUGGGGAAGGUGAAUAAACGGCUCAUUCUGGUGAGCCAGGUGAGCGAAACCAGCACCGAGGAUGACCAGAUAAGCCCCAGAGUGAGUCUGGACCUGAGCACGAUCGUCCCAGAGACCGUCCCCGAGCAGCCCAGUGACACGGAGGACUUCAGAGAAGCAGAUCCAGAAGAUCCGGUUGACCAGUAGAGAUCAGAAACACCAGUUCAAUCCAUCCAAUUCAGUCUGUAUUAUUACUACGGUAACAAUUAAUGCGAAAAGUGUCAAAAGCGAUGAGUCGAGUUACUCUCAGGUUAAUCAGCACACUCAAAGUCUUAUGCACUGAACCAUUAUUUUAAUCUUUCCUUUAAGUAUGGUUGUGUAAAUGAUGUUUUAUACACAUCCUUUCUAUUUGAAUGUUUUUAGGCACGUUUCGGUUUCUAUAUGGAGUGAAUGUAACCAAAAAUGAGUUGAUAAAAGUGUUGAUAAGAAUGCAAAUAGCGGUGAUGAACAGUCAGGGCACUUACCUUGUGAGAAAAUCUGAGACUUUGUAAAGUCUUAUUUCAUGUGUUCAGUUUUCAGGGGGAAAAUGUGAUGAUCAGGGAGGCGACAUUAGUGCAUACGGCUACUGAAUUUCCACACGAGUUCAGCUUUGGAAAAGAGCGCCGUGAAAUCCUAUAGCUUUCACACAACUGUGAUGAGUAUAAUCAUUUGUUAUAAACCAUUUAUAAAGCCUUCAUUAUUUUCUAUUAAUCCCCCACAAACACAAGUUAACCAGCAGGAAGGUGAUUAAAAAAAAAAUGCUUUUAAGUCAUUAGGGCAUGAGACUUAUUUAGAAUUAGAAUGAUUUUGCAAACAUUUAUUAUUUUAUCGAGUCGUUUAUUAUUUUCUUUCAUACAAUGGCCACCAGGGGGCGCCAUUACAUUUCAAAAUUUCAAAUUUAAUACAAAACUUAGUGAUGAGAGACUCCUUCAUAACGAUACUGUAAACAAUAUUUACUUACACUCUUAGGGAGAUAUAAAAAUUUUUACAUAUGGCUCAUUUUUCUUUAAGUUUAUUUAAAUCACUUUUUUUCGUUUGCAUUCUUCUGCAUUUCGGCCAACUUUCCCUUCAGUGCUUUUUCCCACCAAACCCAUUUCAUAAUGCUCUCAUGUGUUCUCGUGAGGUCAGACGUCUCCUGUCGGCUGAAGGACGGUGUUCUAGCACUCUACAUGCACUAGUAAGUAUUAACAGGCAGGUUGCCAUCUUUGAUGGCCGUAGCGAUACAGGGCGUAUAUAUUUACACCGAUCAGGCAUAACAUUAUGACCACUGAGCGGUGCCGUGAAUAAGCCUGAUGAUCUCCUCAUCAUGGCACCUGUUAGUGGGUGGGAUAUAUUAGGCAGCAAGUCAACAUUCUGUCCUCAAAGUUAAUGUGUUAGAUUCAGAGCAUGUCCAAAACUGCAGCUCGUGUGGAGGUGUUCCCGGUCUGCAGUGGUCAGUAUCUAUCUAAAGUGGUCCAAGGAAGGAACAGUGGUGAACCGGCGACAGCCAAGGCUCAUUGAUGCACGUGGGGAGCGAAGGCCGGCCCGUGUGAUCCGAUCCAACAGACGAGCUACUGUUGCUCAAAUUGCUGAAGAAGUUAAUGCUGGUUCUGAUCGAAAGGAGUCAGAAUACACAGUGCAGGACAGGUCAGGGAUUUUUUGGCAUCAAAAAGGGGGACCAACACAGGCAGUCAUAAUGUUAUGCCUGGUCUGUGUAUAGAUUGCAGCAGAAAUAAGGUUACUACUGAAACCAAAACUACAGCGCUGUACAGACUGAUAUUAUUCUUUUAUCCUUACACAGAUCUUUGUACUUAAAUUAUAUCGUUGAAUGUUCUCUUAUGUUAGAUGUUAUGUUGCUCCAUUUUCUUUAACAUUUCAUUCAUCUCAUUGACUUGAAUAUGGAACCAGUUGGGUAUAAUAAUAAUAAUAAUAAUAAUAA